AUGGCAACCCAUCGAUAUUCUUUUGUUGUAACUCUAGUUUCAUUUUUCCUGGCUCAGCAUGGCUGUGAAGCUAGAGUACUUCUGAACAACAACAACAAUGUUAAUAAUGUUGGAUUUGUGAGAGCCCAAGCCGCGGAGACUUGCGAGAGGUACAAAGUGUCGGAAGUGUUUAGAGAUGCAUCGGCCGCAGGUCUUUCGGUGUGUAGGACAUGGGCUUUUAGGGACGGAGGGGAUCGAGCUCUUCAAAUAUCCCCCGCCACAUAUGAUGAAUGUGUUUUUCAGGGAGACGACAAUAUGUUGAAUGGGCAAGAAGUUCAGGAGCUCAAGUCAAUGGGGACGACGACUUCUACACACAUCCCGUUAUCAAAGGAUACUUACUACAAGGAUCACAUCAAGAGAGUGUUGACAAGGUAUAACACCAUAGUAACAAGAAUGACAUAUAUUAUUACGGCAUGGGAACUCAUGAAUGAGCCCCGUUGCCAAACUGACUAUUCUGGAAGAACUGCACAAGAGAUGGCAAGUUUUGUGAAAUCAUUAGACAGAAAACACAUGUUGGAGAUUGGAAUGGGAGGAUUUUAUGGAGACGGGAUGCCUGAAAAGAAGCAAAACAAUCCAGGGAUAUCAAGAGGAGAUGAGAAUGCAGAAAUGGGAUUCAGGAUGACAAGUCAUUGGGAAGACGCCAACAACAUCUUGAAGAAACCCUUGGUGAUUGCUGAAUUCGGGAAAUCCAGCAAAGACCCAGGCUUCACUCAGUUACCACCCGAGAUGAUUUCAUAG
Oldenlandia corymbosa var. corymbosa is the source of this 777-nucleotide messenger RNA. The record is from the annotation of a GenBank genome assembly. NCBI's taxonomy places the organism in Eukaryota, Viridiplantae, Streptophyta, Magnoliopsida, Gentianales, Rubiaceae.